GAUCUCACAGGCAGAGGAUUCCCAAACCAACCGCAAACAUGAUCCAAGGUUCGCGUUCAGCAAACAACAGGAAAGAUAUUCUCCUCAACAUUUUCCUCUUCCUCCUAGCUACAAAAUUCGAUAAAAGCUUUCCGUUAGCACUGAGCGACUGCGGAUCAGAGUACAGACGUCCAGAGUACACAGACAUCUCUGUAGACUGUGGAACGGAGUACAUCAAUCUGGCCAUCAAAUUCUGUCCUGUCAUAUACACCGGCUACAACGAAUCAGAGUUAAUUCUCAACCACAUCUUGAAUAACCCAGACUGCCAUGCGACCCUUGAUACUACCGUUUUACCUCCCGUGGCCCGAUUUAGGUUUCCAAUUAACUCAACCAAUGCCUGCGGCAGCAACUUUGUUACAAUAAGGAGUAUAGGGACAGGAGUAUUCUCAGACUUCUCCAACAUCGAGACGGUCAACAUCAGUGGAAUUAUACGAUCGAAAGACAUCACAACAGGCACUGUGACGUAUAACGCUGAGCUGAAGUACUACUACUCAUGCGCCUAUCCUCUGGAGUACCUGAUCAACAACACUCAAGUGGAUGUGUCGGCCUCCUCGAUUGCAGUAAAAGACAACAAUGGCAGUUUCAUCAGCACUCUGAAUCUCAGACUCUUCAGUGACAUAAACUACACCCAGCCUCUUGUCAUGCCUCCUCUCGGUAUUGAGCUGAGGACUAAUGUGUUUGUGCAAGUGGAAGCCACCAACUUGACCUCCCAGUACUUUGUGCUGCUGGACAGAUGCUAUGCCUCCAUUUCCACUGUCCCCACCACCAGGAGCUACUUCAACCUCUUUGUGCCUUGCGGCAGUGAUCGGCUCACUAAAAUGCUGGUGAAUGGGGAGAUGCAAAUUGCUCGGUUCUCGUUUUCGGCCUUCCGCUUCACAGAGCAGCAGAACCAGACAGUAUCAACAUACUAUCUGCACUGCAUUACAAGACUCUGUGAAAUAUCAACCUGCAGUACAUUUAGGCAAUGUGGCCAACGAAAAAGGAGAGACGUUGUGCCUUUGACCACCACUCCUUCUCCAAAUGGAGUCACAGACAGCAGAACCAUCACAUCACCAGCCAUCGUCAUACGUGCAGAAAAUGUGGUGGCAACAAAAGAGGAAGGAGUCACAAUCGGCACGAAAACACCUUCAGACUCCUCUGUGGGUCUCGGCGUGGCUGUGGGCAUCCUGGCAUUUGCCUGCAUCAUGAUCGUAGGAAUGGGAGCAGUUUUCUACAAGAGACACUGGCACAACGCACCUUCAAAAAUGCCCCAGUGAGCUGAGACACCCUGCUCCAAGAGAGGACUGCCGGUCCCGCCGGGACGAUCUCUCACCGCUGGAGGGCUGAGCAGGGCUCAGCGUAGAACUGUUUCGGACAUCUUGAUAUUUUCUAUAGUGUUUCUUGGUGAAUAAUCAUAGCACAAUGUGGUUUAGAAGAGCAACAGUGCACUACAUCAGCUCUACACCUUAAAUGGGAAUACAUGUUAAAAGCACAACCAAAUCAGAGCUUUAAUCCUUAGUUUAUAUAUAAGGCAAUAUGAAUUCUCUGUGAUUUUGUGUUUUCGAAUUGAAGUGCAUUAAAAAUACUGACCCAACAAAUGAAUCCAAUCCCAAUGAGCUCACACUGUGGUACCUGUAAAACACAAAAAGGAAAUCAAUCCGAAUGUGUGCGGAGGGUUUGGAGCUCUUCAAGACAGUCCCUAAUACCUUCUAAAAUGUUAUAUGUUAUUUAUUAAAGACUACUCUUUCUACUUAACCCUCAUGCAAUUUUGACACCCCCAUAUCUAAAGACUACUCAUGCACAGCCCAAAACAUCCCUGCAUUUACAAUGAAACUUAUGCCUUUUAAAUCAACACUUUUAAAGCAAUAGCAGAGUUAGAUUAGAUAUUCCUUCUGCAUGUUCAACUUAAUAAAUAAAGAAAUGGAAAUGAAAGCAAUUUCGAAUGAGUGUGAGCCGAAGGAGAGUGCAGCAAAGCGUUGAUUUUUAGAUCUGAAGUUAUGUUCUUGGCUCUGCACUUUGUAUCUUUAGAAUUCCUAUGGCAAGCUGAGCUCUUAAAAGUAGAUGUAUAUUUGUAAUUCAUCCAUUAAUGCAUGCUUCAUAUGAAUAAAGGCUGCUGGUACAAGAACAAA
This is a messenger RNA of Sinocyclocheilus grahami, 2147 nucleotides long. Its product is annotated as zona pellucida-like domain-containing protein 1. The record is from RefSeq and is a predicted model, not a curated record. Lineage: Eukaryota; Metazoa; Chordata; Actinopteri; Cypriniformes; Cyprinidae. The coding region runs from base 39 to 1295 and encodes 418 amino acids. The transcript is spliced from 11 exons.